Vitrella brassicaformis is the source of this 2894-nucleotide messenger RNA. The record is from the annotation of a GenBank genome assembly. NCBI's taxonomy places the organism in Eukaryota, Vitrellaceae.
CGGCAACUCACUCAAGUGAUUCUCCAGCUGUCGUGUAUCCCACAUGCAUGGCAUGCCUGAAGCCAGACAGGGGUCAUGUCAUCAUGGACAGACAUGGACAUGAUUGAUGCAGCAAAACUGCCAAACACAUUCACCCAUGACCAUAAAAAGCACUUCUGCACACACUGCCUGCCUGCGUGCCGCCCGUCGAGGACAUAGAGGCAAUUGAGGGAAAAUGAUUGCAGGCAGGCAGGCAGUCAGGCAGGCAGGCAUGACCCCUUCGGCUGUACACACAAAGAGGAGGCGUGGAUGCGUCCAUCCAUCAAUAGAACAUACUGCACUCACUGCUCAUGUAUCGAUACUAGGUGGAUGGAUGGAUGGAAUGCGAUGGAUGUCAUCUACACAACAUCAUCUCAUUGGUCAGCCCUUGACCACCGCCACAGGCCGCAGCUUGACACACAUCUGGGAGAUGCCCGCAUCAUGACAAGUCUGGCACACCACACACAAGACACGCAAACGCAAAGAGACAGACACUUCGCCGCUGCCAGUGACCACCCAUUCCUUCAUGGGCAGCUGGCUGGGUGUUUCAGCUGACCUGCACGACUUGUGUGACGUCCUUGUACGAGUCGGGGGCCUCCUCCAUUAUCAGCUUGGGAGACGCCACACGCACCUGCAGGUCAACCAGAGCGUCCGCACACACAUGUACACAACCAGUGAGUGCGUCAGUCAGGUCGUUCAUUUAAUGCAAUGCGUCCGUGUGUGGGCAGGGCACAGCACAAGAUACUCACCGAUAUGCCCCUGUCGUAGAGGUUUUGCAGCACGGUCUCGUAGCUCAACUCGUUGCGGCUCUUGUUGCGGCUCAGCGCACGACCUACACAAAACACCCCCGGAGACCAACAAUCCCAUGCAUGCAUCAGCCCUUCCUUCCCCAUGAUCGAACGUUCAUUGGUACCAGCGCCAUGGCACGUGCUGCCGAAGGUCUCCCUCAUGCCCUUUUCGGUGCCUGUGAGUACGUAGCUGCAGGUGCCCAUGGUGCCGCCGAUGAGCACCGGCUGCCCCGUCAUCUGGUAGUCCACCGGGAUCAACGGGUGGUGCGGCGGGAAGGCCCGGGUCGAACCCUUCCGAUGCACCAGCAACUGACGCAACUGACCGUCAACCAAGUGCUCCUGACACACACACACACACACAUAGGCCGUUAGUGUCUCAUCAGGUGGCCGGUGGUCGCUGCUAGAGUGUGCAGCCACCCACACACACCUCAAUCUUGGCUAUGUUGUGUGAGACGUCGUAGAUGACGUGCAUGUCGAGGUCAUCAGGGGAGGCGCCAAACACCUUCGAAAACGCCUGCCGCGUCAAGAACGUCAUGCUCGACCUGACACCACACACACAGACCACACAGACACACACACAUAGACGGCAGGUAAAUGUAUGUGACGGAUAGCUGGAAGCCAUUGUGCGGGCCCACGAGACGUCAUGCCACGCACCUGUUGACCCAUGCGUAGUUGGCUGCUGCGCUCAUGGCCUUGAGGUAGUUCUGCCCCUCGGUGGACUGAAUGCGGGCGCAUGCCAGCUGCCGGUCGUUGGUCUGGAUGCCGUCGCGGCCCAUCGCACGCUCCAUCUCGACCAACGCAUCGGUCGCUACCUGACACACAGACGAACAAAUGAACACGCAGAGAGGGAAGAUGUCAUGUCGUUGUGUGGGUGUGGUGUCUGGAGUGGUUUUGUGUGUCUCUCUGUGUGUGUGUGUGCGUGUACCUACCUGGUGUCCGAGUCCCCUUGAUCCCGAGUGGAUCAUGACGCACACCUGACCCUUGCGAUCCAAACCCAUCUUCUUGGCCGCCAUCUUGUCGUAGAUCUCGUCUACAACCUGACACCACACAAACACCACACAACACACGUGUUCGUUUCGUUCCCUCCCUGCCUGCCUCCCCCCUUCGAUCCAUCCAUCCAUUCAUUCGCCCAUCCCUCUCUUCCCCACCCCAGGCCACCGCCCCACCCACCUGUAUCUCAGCGUAGUGGUUGCCUGCCCCGAGUGUGCCCAUCUGCGGCAGGCCCCUCUUCUUGGCGCGGCUGGACACCUUGGUGGGGUCGGCCACCAGCAUCCGCCCGUACUCCUCGCAGUGCUCCUUGUCCUCCGGCCAGGCGUACCCUUCCCGCAUCGACCAGUCCACCCCCAGCUGCAGCGCCUCCUCCAGGUCGUUGGGCUUGCACGGGAUGAUGCCCUCGCUACCGACUCCCACAGGGAUGUGGUCGAACAGCGCCUGGGUCAGCCGCUCCUUCCGGUCCGCCAGGUCCUUCUCGGUGACGUUGGUGCGGAUGAGCCGCACCCCGCAGUUGAUGUCGAAGCCCACGCCGCCCGGCGAGACGACGGCCUCCGGCUUGCUCAUGUCGAAGGCCGCGAUGUUGCCGAUGGCGAAGCCGUAGCCGCUGUGCACGUCCGGCAGACCGAUGGACCGACAAACGAUGCCCGGCAGACUCGCCACAUUGCCUGCAGGGAGGGAGGCAGGGAGAACGAACGAACGAAUGCAUGUGCGUGUGAGCUUGUGCGUGUGCGUGUGCGGCUGGCUGACCGAUCUGCUUGACAGCGGGCAGGAAUCCGCCUCUGUCGGAGGGGGCGCGGCAGUAGUUGCGGAGCUCGUCGAGGAUGAGUUUCUCGAGUUUGUCGUUGACGUAGAAGAGUCCCUCGACGUUCAUGUUUGGCACGAAGCCCUUCUUGAUGCGGUAGGACGUCCCAUCUACUCGCUCCAGGUAGCCGCGCUCCUGCUCGAAGUUGCGCUUCAUCUCACACACAAAGUGACGACAGAAAUCCUGCAGCACACACGUACACGAGAUUCAAGGAAUGGCACAUCAGAAAGGAAGCAGCCACACGCGCUUUCUCACCUGAGUUAAUUCUGAUUUUUUCUUGCUGUUUUGGCAGG